Molecule: messenger RNA, 3296 nt
Organism: Dendroctonus ponderosae (mountain pine beetle)
Lineage: Eukaryota; Metazoa; Arthropoda; Insecta; Coleoptera; Curculionidae
Product: ubiquitin-protein ligase E3C
Exons: 15
Coding region: 203-3100 (965 amino acids)
Biological process (GO): ubiquitin-dependent protein catabolic process; protein polyubiquitination
Molecular function (GO): ubiquitin protein ligase activity; protein binding
Source: RefSeq, a predicted model, not a curated record
UGGUUGCCACUUCAAAUUUCUAAAUGUAAUGUUGACAAUUUCAGGUUAUAUUGCCCAUCAAAUAUUUCGCAAAAUAAACUAAGAUCGCAGAUUAAAAAGCAGAUUCUCAUAAAAUAUCUUCAUUAUCGUCAAGUGGCAUAGAACCGUUUCAGUUGUGCAUGUGCAUUAAAUCCCUCACACUGAGUACAAAUUAGCCUCCAUAAUGGCCUUUAAACUCAAUUAUAGCUUUGAAGGCAACAUUAAGUCCCGACCAGAACAAAAUUUGGCAGGUGCCAGCAAGAAAUUAACCAGAGAUUUACUUCUGCAGAAGACUCAGGAAGAAAGGCGCAAAAGACAGGAACAAAGAGUGAAGCUUCAAAGUGCUGAGCUGCUACAAUCGCACAUUCGCAGCUAUCUGGUGAGGAAAGCUGUAAAAGAGAUACAAAGGCAAGAGUAUGUCUCAAAUGAAAGUGGUUUGGGAGCAAUGGACAAGCUGAAGAAGCUCUUGUUCUUCUAUGAUCAUCAAACAGAUUUUCCAAAGUUGUUGAAAUUAUCCAAUGAGCUUCUACUGCAUGUGAGCGAAGUGAUUCAAAGAAUAAACAUCGAUACUCAGUUCAGUUGGAUGAUGAAAAGAUUGCUGGUGAUUUGUAUUAAGCACAUAUCCAUUCAUGACGAUACAGCUACUUUGAUUUGUAUGAUCGCUACGUUUAGUGACAAUCCAAACACUUUAUUCUAUUUGAUUAGAAAAGGUUAUUUCUCCUAUCUGAGAACGCUACUGGAUUCAAGCUCACCAGACUCCUUACCCCAAGUAAUGCUUUUAAUUCAGCGGCCGUUUAAAUUCUUAAACAACUUUGGCCCAUCGCAAGAUAUGGUACUUGCGGAGUUUUGCAAUACUUUUUUAAAGCCAACGUUGACUUACAACCUAAAGUAUUAUCUUAUUCCCUUCAUGAAGCAGACCCAAGAUUCUACAUACUAUGAUAAACUUAUUAGAUACUUGAACGGCGUUCAUUAUCUAGUGGAAAGCAAUAGCUUAUUUUACUGCAUGCUAGCACUCGAACCAGCGGACUAUGAGCCCAACCUGGAUAGUGUCCAGGUUCUAUCUAUGCUUAGCAAAGAAAUUCACACAUUAAAACCAUCGCUAGACCUAACUGAGGACAGUGAUUGUGAAGAUGGAGAAGACGUUGAAGUGUCUGCAGGGGAAGUGUUACUUUCCGACUAUUUGAACAUUCUAAACAGCUCAAAUAAAGUGAGGAAAUGGAUGCAUUUCUUGGAAUCGAACUCAGACGACGCCCGGGUUCUUACUGCAUUUGUAAAUCUUGCUCAAAACCUGCUGCUUGUUUACAGGGAGUCAAUCAGGAAAUAUCUAUUGCUAUACAAACUUGGGUUGAACAGUACAUUUUUGAAGAAAUUAUGGUUUGCAAUAUCCAAAAAGUCAGCAGACCUGCAGAUAAAUGGCACCUCUUUAGUUUCUUGGAAAAGUUGCCAUACACAACUAUCAGUUUUCUGUGAUAUGUUCACGUUUUACACCGAAACCUUGACUGAUAAAGAAAAUUCCGAUACCAGCGAAACUUUCACCUCGAGCGAUCUGCAUACAAUGUCAAAUCUCUUAAAAAGGAUCGCAGUUGAGUUAAUUGAAAUCGCUUUUCCCAUGUGUAGAGCAAGUUCGGUAUUUGCAACCCCCGAAAUUAGUCACCUGUAUCAGUCUUGCAUCAACUGCGUUAAGAUGCUGUACACUCUGGACAUGAGAAAGCAGUUUUGUCCACCCGGUUUCUGGACCGCACGGAAAAUACAUGUUUCACAGGAUUUAACCAAAAAGAACUAUCUAUCGCAGGUGUUUUCGCCAUUCGGAGGAGUGAUUAAAAAUGUGCAUGCGGAUGAUGAGCAUUUGCCUCCUUUAUCGACAAUUGAGCAAAGAUCUUUAGCAAUCCUCCAAGAACUUCCGUUUCUUGUGCCGUUCAACACUCGGGUUCACUUGCUUAGAGAUUUGUGCCGAUUUAGCUUGGGAGAAAACGAAUAUCAGCGCAUGCAUCACGAUCUAUUACAUGAUAAUACUGUUGUGAUUAGGCGAAAUUACCUAUACGAAGAUUCGUUUGAAAAAAUUUCCACUAAAAGCGAAUCGGACUUGAAGCACCGGGUGAGAAUUCAAUUCAUAAACAAUAUAGGGCUGGAGGAAGCAGGCAUUGAUGGAGGAGGAAUCUUUAAGGAGUUUAUCAAUGAGGUUCUAAAGACCGCUUUUGAUCCUAAUCGGGGAUUUUUUUUAAUGACUGCUGAUAAUACGUUGUAUCCCAAUCCCAAUGUUCAUCUUAUAGUGGAAAACUUCGAGGAGCAUUUCACUUUUAUUGGACGUCUAGUUGGAAAGGCAAUAUUCGAAAACAUAUUAGUGGACCUUCCUUUGGCUGAAUUUUUCCUAGCAAAACUGCUAGUUGAUAGAGCGAGUGCCUGCUAUCUGAAGUCGCUAGACCCCGUUCUCUAUAGAAACUUGUUAUACCUUCGUGACUAUGCUGGGGACGUUAGUGAUUUGGGGCUCGAUUUUACCACUGUAAACAACGAUCUAGGCGAGACCCGAAUAAUGGAACUAAAAGCCAAUGGAAGAAAUAUUCCAUUGACGAAUGAGAACAGAUUAGAAUACAUUCAACGACUCGCCGAUUUAAAAUUGAACACGCAACUGAAGAAGCAAUGCGCAGCUUUCAGGGAAGGCUUGAAUAGUGUUGUUCCACUUCUAUGGCUGAAACUUUUCAAUCACAAGGAGCUUCAGGUCAUCAUUGGUGGUGAUACCCAUGAGAUUGAUUUGGAUGACUUAAGAGCCCAUACUACUUAUUCGGGCGACUUUACGGAUGAGCACCCCACGAUGUUGUUAUUUUGGAGAAUCCUGCAUGGUUUUACGGACAUUCAAAAAAGGCAGCUACUUAAAUUUGUAACGAGCUGUUCGCGCCCUCCGCUGCUAGGGUUCAAGGAAUUAAACCCACCUUUUUGCAUACAAUCGUCUGGUGUUGAAAACCGAAUGCCAACAGCAAGUACAUGUUUAAAUUUGUUAAAAAUACCCAUCAUUAAAGAGGAAAGGGACCUUCAAUCGAAACUUCUCUCUGCAAUAGAACAACAGGCUGGGUUUGAACUAUCUUAAGUGCUGUAAGUGAUCGUGUUAUAAACAUCUAUUUAUUUUAUUUGUAGAAAGUUAUUGUAUCCUUUACCACUGUAAAUAAUGUACAUCAACUAUUCGCAUUUUUAUCUAUAGGAAGGGCAAUUUUCGAGUUGCUCUCUUUAUAAUUUUAUUGUGUAGGCUGCAAUGAAUAUACACAUUCAGGUAAUUUUGCCGAUAA